Coturnix japonica (Japanese quail) is the source of this 3774-nucleotide messenger RNA. It is a transcript of the gene EIF2AK2, whose product is annotated as eukaryotic translation initiation factor 2 alpha kinase 2. Gene Ontology annotation, biological process: eiF2alpha phosphorylation in response to endoplasmic reticulum stress. Lineage: Eukaryota; Metazoa; Chordata; Aves; Galliformes; Phasianidae. Gene Ontology annotation, cellular component: cytoplasm; nucleus. The record is from RefSeq and is a predicted model, not a curated record. Gene Ontology annotation, molecular function: eukaryotic translation initiation factor 2alpha kinase activity; ATP binding.
AUUGCAUUGAGAUGGACCGAAAGUAUAUGAGCUUGGUCAACAACUACUGCCAGAAGAGGAAUGCCACGCUCGAUUACGUCGAGGUGGAAAUGAAAGGCCUACCUCAUGACCCCGAAGACAAACACAGAGGAUGGAAUAUGUGGAGUUGUUUAUUGUUUUAACACAAAUGCAAUGUCUGAUGUCUUGCUUGUCUUUCCCUUACCACAGAUCACAGACACCCAAUGUCUAUAAUAUCUCCUGCUCUUUAUUUGCUAGUUUGCAUGAAGACAGAUCUUAUACUAAUAAUCAGGAUGUUUCUUUUAAAUGGUGGUCUCCUGUUGCCAGCCUGCACUCUAUGUGCUGACUUAUUCUCAGAGUUGACUGUAAUCCCUGAUCAAAUUAUCUGUCUCUCAAGCCUUGCUCUACUAUCUUUUUUUUCCCCUCCCAUGCAAUUCAUACUUCAAAGGGAUUGCAUGGGACUAAUACAAUGUAUGUAUAAAUUCAAAUCCAAUUCAUUUGUCCCCUCCCAACUCCUUGUGCACCCCAGCUUCUGUGCUGGCAGGGCAGAGUGAGAAGCUGAAAAGAUUUUGAUACACUGCAAACACUGCUCAGCAAAAGCUGCUUUUUCAUCAACACUUUUAUCAUUGCAAAUCUAACACACAGUACCAUACCAGCUUAUAUAAAAAAAGAUGGCUCCACCCCAAGCUGAUUGAGCACAGUCACUCUUGAGUUUCCUGGUCUGACUCACUGUACUGCUGCCUGAGCAGUAUGGCAUGAUUGGUUGUACACCAGAGGUGGGAAGGAUCAGUGGCUGAGUGUUCCAGGGUCAGGACUGGUUGCUGAUAUUAUUACAGCAGUGACGGUGGAGAGUUACACUGGAGUCUAGUAUUAGACAGCUCAGAGCUUACCGGCCCUUGAGGUCCCUUCCAACCCAGGCCAUUCUAUGAAGUGACUGGAUAAUACCAUUCUGCAUCUCUGAUGCAUCUCUGUUAUUUUUUUGAGAUUCAAUGUGGCAGAAAGGGACUGCUUUCAAAUGUAUAAUAUAGAACAGCAGUGUAUGGGAACUCUUGAGUCAUGGCCUGAGCCAUUGAUUAAUCACCUGAGUCAAGGACUGGGACAGCUGUGGGAGCACAGGUGAAGGCAAUUCAGCUGUGUGACCUAGACCCCAUUUAUGGGCUGACUACCACAGGGGAAUGAUCUCUUUCUGGAGAUCCCUCCGUUAUGGAGUUUUCCACCGUGAGCCCAGAUCCUUGGAUACUGGUUUACGUUUAUGGUUAAAAUAGAUGGUGAAGAGUAUGGUACAGGCAUUGCUAAAAGUAAAAAGGAAGCAAAAGCAGCAGCAGCAAAAAGUACGUGGGACAUGAUUGAGCCACAGCAAAGUAGUGCUUCAAAUGUGCAUGUUCCAGAUCCAGUGGCAUCUCCUCCUCCUGUGGAUGUGCCUCCUCCGUGUGACUACGUCAGCAAGCUAAAUGAUUAUGCACAGAAGACAUCACAGCUAGUUGAUUACAGUAAUGUAAAACGUACUGGAGAUGCCCAUGCUCCAAUAUAUUCUUGUAGCUGUAAAAUUAGUGGUCACGUAUAUGGAAAUGGCACUGGAAACACUCUAGAUGCUGCAAAACAAGCUGCUGCAGAAGAAGCAUAUAAAGCGCUAAAGGAGCAAGAAUCUUUAAGCCUGAAAAGUGAGGACUCUAAUCAUAGGUUUCAUGAACUUAGUAAUUCCUCUAGAAAGCAGAGUCCGUCUGAGUCAUGGGGUAUUACCUUUAGAGACUCAGCUACCAGCUUGGCAGAAAAAGUGAAAGACAUCUCACUAUCUGAAGAGCCUCCAAAUUCUCGGCGAAAUGUGCCAGCCUCUGCCUUAAAAUCCAAAAGAGUAUUGGCACCUAAUUUUGAUAAUGCAAGAAAUGAGCAGAAGAAAGUUUUAUCAAAUAUCUGCAGAAAUAGGAGUGAGGCAGAUGAUGAAUAUACUGUGGAUGAAAGAUUUCGUCGAGAGUAUGAAAAUAUAGAGCCCAUUGGUAAAGGUGGUUUUGGGAAUGUUUUUAAAGCAACAUCAAGGGUUGACGAGAGAACCUAUGCAGUCAAACGAGUGGAGUUAAUAAGGAAUGUAAAGCGUGAAGUGAAAGAACUCGCAAAGCUUGGACAUGAAAACAUAGUGCGGUAUUAUUACAGCUGGGAAGGGACUGACCAUAUGAUUUACCCAGACGCAAGUAAGAAUUCUGAAAUACCAGUUCCUUGCCUCUUCAUCCAAAUGGAACUAUGUGAACAGGGGCCAUUGGACAAUUGGAUUGAAAAUAACAGACAAAACCAAAACUAUCAUAUGAUGGCACAAGACAAAUUCUUGCAAAUACUGAAAGGAGUGGACUAUAUUCAUUCUGAAAAUUUAAUUCAUAGAGACCUCAAGCCUCAGAAUAUAUUCCUAUCACGUGAAGGUAAAAUAAAAAUAGGUGACUUUGGUCUUGUGACUUCUGUGACAUAUGACACUCUGACUAAGAACCGAGGAACACGGUCAUAUAUGGCACCAGAACAGUUUGGGGACAGAUAUGGAAAGGAAGUAGACAUUUAUGCGCUGGGAUUGAUUUGGUUUGAAAUUCUUUAUAGACUGGUCAGUCAUCAUGAAAAAAACAAGGUAUGGCAGGAUGUUAGAGAAGGACACCUUCCAUUGGACUUCACCAAACAAUUUAAAAUACAGGUACCCAUCAUCAAAAAGAUGCUUUCAGAAGACCCCUCAAAACGAUGCUCUGCAUCUCAAUUACUUGAUAUUUUGAAGUCUCGUGAUAAAGACAACUCACAAAAACCUUAUAGUCAUUAAGUGCCAUUUUAGAAGGCUGUCAGACUGUGCUGUCUUGUGGCGUGUGAUUCAAACCUUUCUGAAUCGUUCACAACGAUGUCUGUAUUAAUUACUAGACUUCUCCCUUUUAAGAUGAGAGGAGACUGGAAAGACUACUUUUGGAAGAAAAAAAAAUACUAGAUACACACAUGGGUUACUCUUGACAGAAUUUCACUUCUUUAAGGUGAACUUUCUUCUCACUUCUUCUUUCUAAAAUUUAAAGAUACUUUUAAAAUUCAGGUCUUGCUUGAACAUUCAAGUAUUUAGUUUCUGGGAAAGAGAUUUGUUCUGAACUUCUGAAAAACUCUUUUUUUUUGUUUUCUUCUUCCUUAUAGGAACAGGUAGGGUCCUCUUAAUACAGAAAUACUCUCCAAGUUUUCUCAAUAGUAGCCAUUUAAAAACCUUUCUCAAGAGAGCACCUUAGGCAUCCUCUCCUAUAAUGUAAGGUUUUAAUCAUUUAUUAUAUCAUGGGGGCAUGUGUCACAGAUUAUAGGUGUGCUGAACAACUCUGCUGGCCUUACUGUCAGCUCAACAUAAGGUACGAACAGACCGACCAUUACUAUCUGGUUAUAUACUUAAAAUAUUUCACGUUUGACUUCAUAAGAAAAACUGUGCAGGGAAGAAAGGAUGGGCAAAUUAUUCCUUCUGACUCUCAUCUUUGAAUAGUUUGAAAAGGUGAAGCUCAUUGCUGUGGAAUCUGCUUAUUUCCAUAAAUGAAAAUGCACUUCUAGGCAGGAAGGUAUGAUAUGCAUUAAAGAUAAGGUAGUAUAUGAUUUUUCUCAAGGGUUAAACGGGUUAAAGGUGGGUGGUUGGUUAAAAUAUGAAUGAGUAUGUGAAUUUUUAUAGUCUUGUGAAAAUUGUUGCUAAAUAGCCAUCUGAUGUUAACAUUCUUUUGUAUGAAUUCAAGUUGUUCCCCCUCCCCUUAUAAUGAAUGUUAUUGUUCAUAAAUAAAGCAUUCCAUUAUUUUGGAC